UGGAGCGACGGUCGGCACCGGCCUCGUCAUGGGGCUCGAGAAGAGGACCGUGAAAAUUAUUGUGAUUGUUCUCCUCACGCUGCUUAUUAUUGGUGGAAUUCUAGGACUCGUCUUGGGCUUGUUGUUACAUCGGCGAUAUGUGGAGCUGGAAGUGUGGCCUCGCUCCGAGGAAUACAAUUGGGAACAACCGAGGAUACAGUUCCGGCCGUCGGACGCUGGCAGCUGGCACCAUUGGUAUAGACGCAUCAACGAAUUUCUAAGAGAUUAUGAGACAACAGUGCCAGAUGAACCGCCCAGGGCUCCAUGUUCGAUUCACAACCGACGCGAUCAGCAGAUGCGUUCCGACAACUGCGACCUGGCUAUGAGGAUGUGGGCACCGUGCACUGCCGACGAGUUCUAUGGCUACCAUAUCGGGAAACCCUGCGUUUUCUUAAGGCUAUCUCAUAUUCAUUACUGGGUUCCAGAGCCGUACAACAUGUCCAUGCCGAUGGCGCUACCACCAGAGAUGCCUGAACAUCUGAAGCAUGCCAUGCAUCAAUACCCGGCCCGACACUACGGGGAUUAUGUAUGGGUUUCCUGUGGAGGGGAGUACAAUGCAGACGAGGAGAACAUCGGCCCCAUCCAGUACAUCCCCGCCGGUCUACCGCCAGGGUUCCUCAUGUCCCGGCUGCACACAGCAGACCGCAUUCCCUACUCCUCCAGGAAUAUGCCAGAUCAGAUCCCUGGUCCGUUAAUUGCUGUGUUCUUUGAGAAUCCAAGACGUGGCCUACUAAUCAACGUGGAGUGCCGCAUAUGGACCCGAGACAUUUACUACGAUCGGUCUAGUCGCGUUGGACGAGUACGCUUUGAAUUGUAUAUCGAUUAAUUUGUUUUACUUCAAACAAUACAAUUAAAAAAAAUAAGCGGAGCACUCAGAACAGUUCUUACAAAGCUAUCUAAUCCCAAACUUAGCAGCGCCUGUACUAUCUGAACAUAAUACACAUACGUAGAAAUAAAAAACAAAAUUUAAAACCUCUCAGAGGAAUUCUCAGUAAUUAAAUUAUUUAUUUUUGUUCUGCUCCAUGCUAUUGAAGUUAAUAAUUUAUUGAUUACAUGGUGUCUAGUGUAAGUUAAAUAAUAAUGUUGUGCUACUGCCGAGUUGAGUGAUAGAG
This is a messenger RNA of Achroia grisella, 1151 nucleotides long. Its product is annotated as sodium/potassium-transporting ATPase subunit beta-2-like. The transcript is spliced from 7 exons. NCBI's taxonomy places the organism in Eukaryota, Metazoa, Arthropoda, Insecta, Lepidoptera, Pyralidae. Gene Ontology annotation, molecular function: ATPase activator activity. Gene Ontology annotation, biological process: intracellular sodium ion homeostasis; sodium ion export across plasma membrane; potassium ion import across plasma membrane. The record is from RefSeq and is a predicted model, not a curated record. Gene Ontology annotation, cellular component: sodium:potassium-exchanging ATPase complex. The coding region runs from base 29 to 865 and encodes 278 amino acids.